UAAAUCUAUAUACACACCAACAACAAAACACAACCCUAAAACCUAAAAGGAUUUCACCUCCUCCGGCAACAACCUCCCUUGUUUCAUUCUUCCUUCCAAAAAAAAAAAGAAUUUCCGUUUGUGAAUGGUGGAAAUCUUGAAUCACCGGUGGAUGAUCUCCCCCCUCCUCUUCAGGGGGAUCUCAUUCAACCAAGGCUGGUACUACCGCUGCAUCGGCGUUGAUCCCUGAAUUCCAUUUCAUCCAUUUUCAUCUUUGUUUCAUUCAUAUAAAUAAUUAUAUAUUGUUUUCCUAAAUUAUAAGCCGUAUUUGUUUUUUAAAAAGAAAGAAAGAAGGAUGUUGUUAACGAAACAUAGGAAAAAUCAGACAUCAAAACCGGUCGGGAACCGGUUUUUGAUUAGCAUUACGGUUGUGGGCAGCGCGGGUCCUAUACGAUUUGUAGUAAAUGAAAGUGAGAUGGUAGAUAAUGUGAUUGAUACUUCCCUUAAAUCUUAUGCUCGUGAAGGCCGUCUUCCUGUCCUUGGCUCUAAUGUUAAUGAUUUUCUUCUCUAUUGCCCUGUUCUUGGGACAGAAGCUUUGAAACCAUGGGAAAUGAUUGGAUCAUUUGGAGUAAGGAAUUUCAUGUUAUGUAAGAAACCGAAAGCGCAUAAUGUGGUGGUAGAAGACGAUGGCAAACCGGUGUCGGUUGGAAUGACAAGGAAGAGUUCUGGUAGCUGGAAGGCAUGGUUUAAUAAAUCACUCAAUCUGAAAGUAUCUUCACAUUGAGUAAUUCUUUGCUCAAAAUAAAGAGAUACAUACAUAGAUACAUUUAAUCAUUGUGCUCUCUAAUUACAAUCCAAUAAUCACAAUCUGGAAUUUGCUACUCGUAUUUUUUAUGUUUAGAAUAUGAAUUCGUUUGGAUUCUUGAUUGCUCUUCACAAGAUAAGGAUUGAAGUUUGAUAGUAUGUGGUUAGGGUUUUGUUUAUGUUUUUGUUUUUUUUUUUCUUUUUCAAAUCAAAUGUCAAUUUAAUGAUAUGUUUAUGUUGCAAUAAAGGACAUGUUACUUCUACUUUUGUUUUUGUAUGUAACAUCAAUUGGUAUAUGUAACAUGUUACAUCAAUAUUUGAUGGAAGGUCUAUUUAUGUACUA
Molecule: messenger RNA, 1126 nt
Organism: Erigeron canadensis
Lineage: Eukaryota; Viridiplantae; Streptophyta; Magnoliopsida; Asterales; Asteraceae
Exons: 2
Coding region: 335-763 (142 amino acids)
Source: RefSeq, a predicted model, not a curated record